Oldenlandia corymbosa var. corymbosa is the source of this 903-nucleotide messenger RNA. NCBI's taxonomy places the organism in Eukaryota, Viridiplantae, Streptophyta, Magnoliopsida, Gentianales, Rubiaceae. The record is from the annotation of a GenBank genome assembly.
CGAUCAUCAUAAUUUCACAAAUCACAAACAUUCACAACUAAAGCCAUCUGUCAAAAUGAAAACCGCUUUUUUCGUAGUUUUUCUUGUUUACCUUUUUGUUUCGGACCCACCAUUUUCUUCUGCAGCUGAAGCACCAAAGCCGGUGCUUGACACUGCGAAGAAAUCGGUCCGGACUGGAACUCGAUAUUUCAUUUUUUCAGUAUUCCCAAGAACCGGCGGUCUCACACUAGAGAGCCUAGAAAAGCCAUGCCCUCUUAGCAUUGUGCAGGAGGAUAAUCUAGGUUAUUCCGUGUCGUUUUCUCCAAUUAACCCUAAAAAAGGCGUUGUUCGUGUUUCCACUGAUCUCAACGUUGAAUUCAAUGUACCUACCAAUUGUUCCAGUUCUACUUGGUGGAACAUUGAUAUUAGCCCUUCUACUGGAAACUAUUUCCUAUCAACAGGGGGAAGCCAAGGAAAUCCAGGCCCUAAUACGGUGAGAAAUUGGUUUAAGAUUGAACAGGAUGGUCAGCAGCAGACUGGCGGCAAUUUGUACAAGUUUGUGUAUUGUCCUACAUUUAGCAAAACAACCUGCAAAAAUGUAGGGAUUGUUGUUCAAAAUGGGAAGAGACGUUUAGGUCUGACAAAUGUUCCCUUGCAGUUUGUGCUGAAACAGAGUGAGAUGGUUUAAUUUCUCAUGUAUUCAUGAUCACAUGUAUGAUCAUAUAAUUAAUGUGUUUAAGUUUGUGUCGUUUUCAUGCUACAUUCUCUUUUUGAAAUUACUACCAUUAUUAAUUGUUUGUAUUUGAGCCCAGCAAGUCCAUUUCAAGAGUAAUAAGCAUUCAAGUUUGUCUAGAAAGUCUUUUAAUUAUUAAAUAGUGUUCUUGAUUAUCUUGUUAAGUUCCGGAUGCCAAAGCUUUUUCAAGG